AUGGUAGAUGACCAGUCGGACUUUAACUCACUAGGAGAUGUUGUAGCUAAGAGAAAUGCAGUCACAUAUGCUGAAGUGUACAGACAUCAGAAACCUGAAGAAGGCAACCCAACAGACACUCCUGCCUCUGGUCCCAGCUCCCGGCAUUCAGGCUGGAUGUAUGUUUCCAUAGUACUGGGGAUACUUUCGCUGAUUCUGCUGACUUCCAUUACUGUCUUGUCCUACCGAUCCUUGAGUGGCAGUACUUACAGUUCAGAGAGUCCCUCCAAACUGAGUACAAAUUCUGUGGGUGAUUGUACAUGUCCAAGAGAAAAUAGGACUGGCAAGAGGUAUUUGAGGACACUUCAGAUGCUCAUGGAAGAUCUCUGCAACCAUAAAGAGGAGUGUGACCUCUGCCCCUCUGACUGGCAGCUGCACAGGGGCAGAUGUUACUACUUUUCAAAGGAGUCAACUGAUUGGGACGCCAGUCGGAUACACUGCUCCGCCAACAGGUCCCAGCUCCUCGUUGUGGAAGAUGAGGCUGAGAUGGAAUUUAUAGAUAACAAAAAAGAAAAAAAUAAGUUUAUCUGGCUCGGACUGACCUUCAGAAAGAAGGAGAAUCAAUGGAUUUGGCUCAAUGACUCACAAUUCAAGGGACACAGGAAGGUGGAAGUAAAAAGAAGAGAACCUGGGAAAAACUGUGCUGUUUACAAGAAGGAAAUGAUUGAAUCUGAUGCCUGUGAAACAAUGCACAGAUGGAUCUGCAAGAGAAAUGCAACCACAUUGGCCCUAUCAAAUACUACAAGCUCAUAGGCCCUACCCUAUAUCGGAGAAACUGAGACAUUUAAUUGUAAAUAAUCACCAGGGCUUUCAGCUGCAACCCGAACAGUCUUGCUUGCACUGAUCCCUGGACCGCUAGAGGGAGGGGGUGUUAUAAGCCUGAACUCUGUUUUCCAAUGCUUUGACCACAGCAGGUUUGCUGCAGGGACUAUUCAUAUAAUAUAUGUUAAACAGGCUUGGGACAGAAAAAUACAUAUAGCCCCUGGAACAGGGACCAGGAACUAGGACUCCCCUUCCUAGCCAAAUGUGCUCCCCAUAAAGCUGGAAUCAGGGUCCCACUUUGCGCAUACCCUCUCCCCCUCCUUCCUUUCCCAGUAAAUGUGAUUUUUUUUUCUGCACAGUGGUCCCAGCUUUAGCAGGGAGAGGGGGUGAGGGGGAAUGGUGUCUCCUAAGCCUAACCUAUGGCCUGCUGGCUGGCUCACCUCUCCUAGGUGUCACUGUCAGGCUGAGGAGGGAAAUGAACAUUGACACUCCUCUUCCUGGGUGGCUUCUGUAAUCACCAGUGCAUGACCAUUGCAUGGGUAGCACUGCCAUCUCCAUCUCUGGUUGAAAAGGAAAGCAUUAGCCAUGCCCGCUCCUGUGACAGACUGGUUGCAUGUGCUUGCCCAUAGGGGAGUACUCCAGGAAGUGGGAUGAAGGAUCCUCACUGCAAGCCUGCACUGUAGAGAGGGGCAGGGUUUCUGGGCAGCUGUGUUCUGGGGCACAUUGUAUUGGGAGUGCUAAGGGGCUUCAUGCUCCACAGCCCCAGGCUCUGGGCUGACUGCUCUGUGGAAGCACAUCGUUCUCCCCAGACAUUAUGCAGGGAGCCCAGGCACCAGCCCAGGGGUCAGGGGCUGCAGCCCCCCUCUGCAGAUGCCUCAGCUCUUAACAGGAUCCAGCCAGCAGUGACUCAGGAAAGAGGGAUGGUCUUUGAAACAAACUCUACACUGGGCUGGGAAGACCUGGGGUCAGUUCUUUCUGCUGGCAAAUCAGAGAUACAGAUACAGACACAGACAUAAACCUGGAGUUCUGUCCAGAUUAAAAGUGCUGCCAACCAGGACAGACAUCUUAUAUCAUUGUGUUGUCAAAAAUGCAGUGCUGUUAAAUACAAAAUAUUAAUCUUGGAUGAAAUAAGUGUACUCUUAGAUGUAAUUAAUGCAAAAAGGCUUGAAGUGUUAGGAGAAGCUACAUUUUGGUUUGUG
This is a messenger RNA of Alligator mississippiensis (American alligator), 2000 nucleotides long. Its product is annotated as CD209 antigen-like protein E. The record is from RefSeq and is a predicted model, not a curated record. The coding region runs from base 1 to 792 and encodes 263 amino acids. NCBI's taxonomy places the organism in Eukaryota, Metazoa, Chordata, Crocodylia, Alligatoridae. The transcript has 7 exons.